Tripterygium wilfordii is the source of this 1916-nucleotide messenger RNA. RefSeq names its product homeobox protein knotted-1-like 3. NCBI's taxonomy places the organism in Eukaryota, Viridiplantae, Streptophyta, Magnoliopsida, Celastrales, Celastraceae. Gene Ontology annotation, cellular component: nucleus. The record is from RefSeq and is a predicted model, not a curated record. The transcript is spliced from 6 exons. Gene Ontology annotation, molecular function: DNA binding. Bases 178 to 1539 code for a protein of 453 amino acids. Gene Ontology annotation, biological process: regulation of DNA-templated transcription.
UCUCUAUCAGUCUCUCUAAGCUUCAUCACUGUUGUACAGUUGUACUCUCUCUCUCCCUUGCACAAGGUACCUGGAAACGAAGUCGUUUGAUUGCUCUCUUCUCUAAAGCAUGGAGUCGUAGUUUUCAUCAGAAACGUCUCUCUUACUUCUCUCUUCCUGUUCUGUGAAAGGACAAACAUGGCCUUUCACAACAACCACCUCUCACAAGACCUUCCUCUCCAUCACUUUUCACAACAACAACAACAGUUGCCGGAAACUUCCAGAACUUCGCCACCUCCGAAUUGGCUUAACACCGCUCUCCUCCGCGACCAACCGCAGCAACCACCAUCAUCGCAGCAAUCUCCGAACUUCUUGGACACUAACAACUUCCUGAACCUCCACACCACCGCGAAUUCCGACUCCAUGCCCUCUCAGUCCUCCAACCAAUGGCUCACCCGCUCCGCCUCGUCACUCCUUCACCGCAACCACAAUGACGUCAUAGACGACGUGUCAGUAGCUGCCGCGACAGCCGGUGACUCCAUCAUCGCCAACUCUGCCGAUUUGAAGAAUAGCAGCAACGCCGACAUCAUGAACCACAAGAGCGACAGCGCGAUGGUGGAGAGUGGCGCGGGUGGCGUUGGAGAAGGAGUGGUAAACUGGCAGAAUGCGAGGUAUAAGGCAGAGAUACUGUCGCAUCCGCUGUACGAGCAGCUACUGUCGGCGCAUGUAGCGUGUCUGCGUAUAGCGACGCCCGUGGAUCAGCUGCCGAGGAUCGACGCACAAUUGGCUCAGUCGCAGCAUGUGGUGUCGAAGUACUCGGCCUUAGGUGGCGGGAGACAUGGCAUGGUUGUUGAUGAUAAGGAGCUUGAUCAGUUCAUGACACAUUAUGCUCUCUUGCUUUAUUCCUUUAAAGAACAAUUGCAACAACAUGUCCGAGUGCAUGCAAUGGAAGCGGUAAUGGCUUGCUGGGAGAUAGAGCAAUCACUACAGAGCUUAACAGGGGUUUCUCCUGGUGAAGGAACGGGUGCAACAAUGUCAGAUGAUGAUGAUGACCAAGUGGAUAGUGAUGCUCACAUGUUUGACGGAAGUUUGGAUGGUUCAGAUAGUAUGGGAUUUGGUCCCCUAAUUCCAACAGAGAGUGAGAGGUCCCUGAUGGAGCGUGUGAGGCAAGAGUUGAAGCACGAACUAAAACAGGGUUACAAGGAGAAAAUCGAGGACAUCAGGGAGGAAAUUUUGCGCAAGAGAAGAGCAGGGAAACUUCCUGGUGACACCACGUCCCAUCUAAAAGCUUGGUGGCAGUCACAUUCCAAAUGGCCAUAUCCUACGGAAGAAGACAAGGCAAGGCUGGUGCAGGAAACAGGUUUGCAGCUAAAGCAAAUAAACAAUUGGUUCAUCAAUCAGAGAAAGAGAAACUGGAAUAGUAAUCCCUCGACGUCAACUGCCCUGAAGAGCAAACGCAAAAGCCAAAGAAGUAAUGCAGGUGAAAACAUUGGCGAACGUUCGUGUAACUGGACGAAUCAAUCAACAAAUGUUCUCUGUUCAAGGCUUCCAAUCAAAUAAUGAAACCAACAAACCACAUUCAUGGAACUGCCAGCCAUGGAAUUGGAAUGAAUUGCUUCUGUUAAAGAAAGACUAACGUAGAAGAUGGGAAGGAUGUAACGAUGAACCCAGUUUGUGCCAAUUUAGAGGUAUACUAAGCUCAGAAGACGCAUUAGUAUGCAAUUUUAUUAGGGGGUUUCAGAAAUUUCAAGUACUAUACCAGUUACACCGGAUCCAGUAAGGUGAGAUCCAAUUGGCAAAAUAUUUUUUUGCUUACCACUCAUAUCUGUGUAAAAUUCAGAGUUUGUUGGUGCACAGUACAAUAAUUUUUGUAUUGUUUCUUAGAGUCAUAUACUAGCGGUUAACUGGUUAUGGGCUUAUAGCUGCUGCUUUUUUUU